This is a messenger RNA of Paramuricea clavata, 1038 nucleotides long. The record is from the annotation of a GenBank genome assembly. NCBI's taxonomy places the organism in Eukaryota, Metazoa, Cnidaria, Anthozoa, Malacalcyonacea, Plexauridae.
GUCCUUUGUAGUUUCUCGUGAAAAGACAAUACAAACGAUUGAACAACAGAAGAGAGACUGAAAUGAAUUUGAAAAGUUAUACCGGUAUUAUUUUCGCCAUAGCUUUUGUACCAGCUUUUGUCGUACUUAUCACUUGUUGCAUUCUUUGGUUUUUUAAAAGCAAAACCGAAGGGUUGAUGCUCAUAAUUAUGAAGGGUGUCGUCAGUAAAAAGAAUAUCGACAAAAGACCCACAUACCUCGUCUGCAACAGAAAACUCCCAUCAUCAAGCAAAUCACAAUUUGUGCUUUGUUCCAUUUUCAUUAUUGCAAUAUGCGUGCAGUGUUUUUUUACUCUCGCUAUCGUUGACGUGACCUACGAAUGUAUUCACAGCCCAGGCAUAGAUUGUUUCAAAAAGAAAGAUGAUGUGUUAUUAUCUGACACUUUCGCUUACGAUGAAUCCCCCGUUAACUGUUCAACAAUCUCGAGAGAUGAUUUCGUAAUUUGCUAUCGUCUGACUGUCUUUGAUCCUGAGAGAGCCUUCAUUGGCGCAGCAGCUGGGUACAUAUUGUUCAAAAUGUUCAAUUUUGGCCUUCUUAUUGUUGCGCAUUGUAUGCUUUGGGUUGCACAGAAAUGGGAGACGACAACCUUGUUAUUCUUUAAGCUCGGCAUUAUCUUAAGCAUUAGCAUCGCAAUCUGUGUUCCACUCAUUUUAAGAAUCUAUCUGGACGAUGUGGAAUCAGCAUUUCGAAAGAUGUCAUACACAGUGUUAGUUCAAUUCGUGUGUCUUCUGGCUGUCGUCACCUAUUUUAUAGGACGUCUUCCUUGGGAAGAGUUUGGUAAAAGUGAAAAGUAUUAUGAAGACGCGUCUUUACCAGACAACGUUAAUGCGCAUGACAACGAAAUGGCCUAAGACAAUGGCAAAAAUUGUAGCGAUGCAACCAAAAUAGUGAUCUAGUAGUGGACUAAUGCAUUUUAGUAUAAUAUAAUGAUUUGGUUCGAGAGUUCUUAAACUGGCCAAUAAAGAGAAUAUAAAACCUUAAAAAUAUGUAUGUUUACUU